This is a messenger RNA of Drosophila willistoni, 3382 nucleotides long. Its product is annotated as gonadotropin-releasing hormone receptor. The transcript has 7 exons. Gene Ontology annotation, biological process: neuropeptide signaling pathway. Gene Ontology annotation, molecular function: corazonin receptor activity. NCBI's taxonomy places the organism in Eukaryota, Metazoa, Arthropoda, Insecta, Diptera, Drosophilidae. Gene Ontology annotation, cellular component: membrane. The coding region runs from base 347 to 2248 and encodes 633 amino acids. The record is from RefSeq and is a predicted model, not a curated record.
GGUUGUCUGUCGAUUGGUCGAUGAGUCGUUGUGUCGCCUGUACCAGUAACACAAAGUGUUCAGACCGUCGGACAGGCAAUUGUAUUUCUGGAUUGCCUUUGUAUCUAUUAAAAUCUAAUUUAGCACUUGCUGCACUGCAUUGAUUCUGAGAAUGAUAUUAAUGAAAAAAUCAGCGAUGAAUUCAAAAUGCCGUUAGCCACAUCGAUCGAAGCAAAUUUAUUUAAAAAGUACAAUUAAAGCAAUGAGAAAAAUAAAUGUUUGCCAUUUAAAAAACGGAAAAUCAUCAGUUUUACCUACUGAACUUUAAAUAAGAAAAACAAACAACAAAGUCCAACAGAAAUCCGUAAUGGAUCCGGACUUGGAUUUGGGCUUUGAGGAGCCUUUAUCUUCGAUCCCACGCCAAUUGUCGUCCAACUCCUUUGGCAUUGCCAAUGCCGUCGACUUGGAAGCGGACCCAAUUCCAGAAGUGGCCAGCAAUUGGUCGACAAUGGCAAAUUUCAGUCGUCUAUUUGCUGGAUCUGCUCCCGAUAUUGCCAACUAUACUUUUAAUAUGUUAGAUGUGGGCGUGGCAAUGGCCACUGAAGCCACAAAUGCAUCGAUUGGGAGCAUGAUGAGCAGCCCCACAACAACUCCAUCGAUAUCACACGCCUAUGCCAUGGGGAAUAGUUCUUCGUUGGCCCAUACCAAUAGCCUGCACGACUCAUCGCCCGUGGCCGAGCAAAUUCCCGAGCAUAUAAUGGAUCAUGCACCGCAACUAUCACGAUCGGGACUCCUUAAGGUUUAUGUCUUGGCCAUAAUGGCUCUAUUCUCACUGCUGGGCAAUCUGCUGACCAUUUGGAAUAUCUACAAGACACGAAUCUCGCGACGCAAUUCACGACACACAUGGAGUGCAAUCUAUUCGUUAAUGUUUCAUUUGUCGAUUGCCGAUGUCCUGGUGACUUGUUUUUGCAUCUUUGGGGAGGCUGCUUGGUGCUACACUGUCCAAUGGUUGGCCAAUGAGCUAACCUGCAAGUUGGUCAAACUCUUUCAGAUGUUCAGCCUGUAUCUGUCCACCUAUGUCUUGGUACUGAUCGGUGUGGAUCGUUGGAUAGCCGUGAAAUAUCCAAUGAAAUCUCUCAACAUGGCCAAACGAUGUCAUCGUCUGCUAGGCGGUACCUAUAUUCUAUCGCUGGUCCUCAGUCUGCCACAGUUCUUCAUUUUCCAUGUGGCGCGUGGCCCUUUUGUCGAGGAGUUUUAUCAGUGUGUGACGCACGGAUUCUAUACGGCCGAUUGGCAGGAACAGAUGUAUGCCACCUUUACUCUAGUGUUUACAUUUCUAUUGCCUCUGUGCAUACUAUUUGGUACAUAUAUGUCCACGUUUCGUACCAUUUCAAGUAGCGAAAAAAUGUUUCAGGGCUCGAAAUUGGCCAACUAUUCGACAACAAAGCUGCCCACACAAACGAAUCGACAGCGUCUAAUACACAAGGCCAAAAUGAAAUCAUUACGCAUAUCCGUGGUGAUCAUCAUUGCCUUUCUCAUCUGCUGGACACCCUACUACGUCAUGAUGAUUAUGUUUAUGUUCCUAAAUCCGGAUAAAAGGCUGGGGGACGAUCUACAGGAUGCCAUCUUUUUCUUUGGCAUGUCCAACAGUCUCGUAAAUCCGCUCAUCUAUGGAGCCUUUCAUCUGUGCCCAGGCAAGGGCAACAAAUCCGGUGGAGGCGGCAACAAUAACGCAUACAGCUUAAAUAGAGGUGACUCCCAGCGCACACCCUCCAUGCUGACAGCCGUUACCCAGGUGGAUGGCACCGGUGGCAGCUCACGGCAAAUGAGAACCUUUCGACAACAAAGUUACUACCGCAGCACAAGCAACGGCGGUGGCAGUGGCCAAUUCAAAGAGCAGGUGGGUCUUCUGCAUGUGGGUCCCGGUUCUGGAUGUGCCUCGGCUGCUGGUGUUGGUGUUGGCGGUGGAGUUGGAGGUGCUGGUGUUGGUGGUGGUGGCGUCAGCUCGGCUACACCACAACUGAUGCGUAAGUGCUCGUCAUCGGUAGUGCGUAGCCCGCAUCCACAUGCUGCCAUUUUGGCCAGACAUUCGGUUUGCCUGAGAGAACAGCAUGAACAGCAGCAGCGACUUCUGCUCCAGUCAACGCCGCCCUCGACCUUGGUUCUCAAUUAUGAUAGUCAACGCGGCGGCGUCGGUGUGGGCGUGGCCACCAAUGGCCUUAAACUAAAAUCCUUGACUGAUAAUAAUGAGCGCGUGUCCAGCGUUUGAGGAGAAUUGGCAGUGGCGGCGGCGGCGGCGGCUUCAGCGGCAACAGCAGCGGCAACAGAGAUGGCAGAAAUGGAUGGAGAUGAAUGCACCUGCUGCCAUUGCCUGAGCAAGGAACUAGUGAGGCGGCAAGGACUCCAAGAGCUUCCCAAUAGCAGUUAAUGUGUGGGUGGGGGGCGGUCAUUUUAAGGCUACAGCUAGACUUAAAACUAGAAUUAUUAGUGCUUUUUUUUUCUAUAAGGUUGUUUCAGCAAGAAAUGAGGAGGGGGGCAAGGAGUUAAUGCGGGGAUUGUGGGGGAAAAAACGAGCGACUUCGAUGAUCAGAUCAGCGGGGCAUGUGUAACAUUUGCUUAGUUGAAAUAAUUGAGAGUUAAGUCUUUUGAAUACACAAACGGUGUACUUAGUUGUAGAGUGAAUCUAGUUCUAACUAACUAACUAACUAACUAACUAACUAGUUGUAGUCCACAGAAUUGCACUGCACUGAGCGAAAUUCAAAACAAACAAAUAUAAACAAAGUUUCUGAAAUUCUUGUCCCCCUUUUGACUAAUGUCAAAAUUAGCUUUAUGGAAAAACAAUUGUGAUAAGCCGAAAAAUCCAAAGUAUUUUUCAAAACUCUUUUUGUCCCUGCGCUUUAUCCGUUUUUCAUAUUCUAAAGAAAACAAAAAUGUUUUAUCCAGUAUAAAGGAUAUAAGGAUGAUGACAUUCCCAUCCAAUUGUAUAUGUAUCUAUUCAUUUAUGUUUGAAUGGCAUGUGUAUUUCUCUCAGUGUAGUGCAAGAGAGUUCUAAUUAUGGUGAAGUGCAGCGAUCCGGUUUAGCUUUAAUGAAUCGAUGAUCUGGUAAUAAUGUCUAAAUGCAGUUCAGAUGAGAUUUUAAUUGGCCCAAAGGUCGUUUCGGUUACACAUUCGUUCACUUGGUGAACGGUUUUUAAUGCCAAUGAGUUUUCAUUUAAUGCCAAGAUAGAACAGUUAAUUUCAGUUUCAAGUUUAGAUUCAUUGUUUUUGCAAUCCGGAUUUAAAAUAUUUAAAAGGCAAUUUGCAUAAAUAAUCAGCCAACAACAGGGUAACACAUACGCAUUAGUGAUUAUUCUUCUAUCUGAAACACCUACUUAUACACAUACAUACAUACAUAUGAAUAUGU